Rhizoctonia solani is the source of this 555-nucleotide messenger RNA. RefSeq lists its product as uncharacterized. Gene Ontology annotation, biological process: post-translational protein targeting to endoplasmic reticulum membrane. Gene Ontology annotation, cellular component: TRC complex. NCBI's taxonomy places the organism in Eukaryota, Fungi, Basidiomycota, Agaricomycetes, Cantharellales, Ceratobasidiaceae. Bases 1 to 555 code for a protein of 184 amino acids. The record is from RefSeq and is a predicted model, not a curated record. The transcript has 5 exons.
AUGCCCAGCGAUUCUGAAAUCGCAUCCGCCACCCUCAACGAGGAAUUCACCCUUCGGUUUCCCUCAUUCAAAUCUGAAGAUGCUGUAACACUCGGACUUAUUCUUCGUAAACGAUUUCGAGGGUCGAUGAGGCAUGCAAAGGGCAAAGGACUGGUCAUCUCAAUCCAAACAGUAGCUGGUCAUACUCUCUUUGCUUGUACUGUCGGGGAGGGCAGUGACGUUAGCCUGGAUAGCUGGAUGCGACUCAACGCCAUCAUCAACGUGGUGAAGCGAACGGGACAUAGCAGUUAUUAUGUUUCUAUGGGCAUGAAGGCUGUUGGAAAAACACAGGAGCAGCUAGGGCUCCCAUCGCCAGAAUUCUUGAUGGAAGGAGGAGCAUUCCCAAUAUGGCUGCAAAACUCUCCUAUUGCCCCCAUGGGUAUCGUGGCUGUCUAUGGCGGGUCUUCUCAGGAGGAUCACAACCUGGUAACGAUGGGCAUCAGGGAUUUUUUCAACAAAAUGGCCAAGUCUGGUGGUAGUAUCAAAGCAGGCGAGCAUAGCAUUGCUGGAGAGUAA